This is a messenger RNA of Rhizophagus irregularis DAOM 181602=DAOM 197198, 1100 nucleotides long. RefSeq lists its product as uncharacterized. Gene Ontology annotation, molecular function: protein binding. Lineage: Eukaryota; Fungi; Glomeromycota; Glomeromycetes; Glomerales; Glomeraceae. The record is from RefSeq and is a predicted model, not a curated record.
AUCUUUUACAAUUAAUUCAACAUCUAAGGUCUAUAAUUCAUAUGAACUAAUUAAAGUUUAUGAAUUAAUUUUUGCUUUAUCACGUGUUUCAAAAAAUAUAACUCAUAUAAGAGUUAACAAUGCUUGUCAAAGUUAUCAAAGUGAACUAGGAGAUUCAUUAGGAAUUCUAUUAAAUUCACAAACUAAUUUACGUUCAUUAGAUUUGGAAUAUCUGACCGAACCAGUAUAUUAUGAACCAAUUAUAUCAAAAUCAAAUAUUAUUUCUACAUUAAGUGAUAUAUCAUUUAAAAACAUUAAUUUCGGGAAUAUUUCUCAAAAAUCUAUGAACUCUUUAAUCAAAUUAUCUCAGAAUUUAAAAAUAUUAAAAGUUGCUUCAUGUUUAAAUUGUUCAUUAUUAUGUGAUGCAAUGAAACAAUGUUCAAAUUUGGUAGAAUUUACUUAUGAAACAUGUCAAUUUGGUGAAGAUUUAGAUUUCUUAUUAACAAUAUUAAAAUCUUCAUCAUCCUCUCUUAGAUAUUUGGAUAUAUUUUGGAUAAGAGAUGGUAGUAAUGAUAAUGAAUCAUUACUUAAAAGACUAAAAUUAAUUAAUUGUAUAUCUGAACAUUGUACAAAACUUACUUACCUAAAAUUACGUAGAUUAAAUAGCGAAGAUUUAUUUUCGAUUUGGUACGGUUGUAAACAAUUGGAAGUACUUAGUUUUUUUUGUAAUGAACAUAGUGAUUGGGAUGAUUCUUUGGAAGAUUUGGGAAGAUUAUUACCUUGUACUCUCAAGGUACUAAAGAUUGGUCAUUGGAUCGAAAUGCCUUUUAGUGCCAUGGCUCUAGAAAGUUUUUUGAAGGGCUGUAAAGAGAGUUUAAAGAAAUUAGAAAUUUAUAGUUUUAAAAAAUUAUGUAAACACAGCGAGUACGUUAGUGUGUUAGAAAAUAGUGGGGUAUAUUAUGAACUGAUUUCUUAAGGCUAUGAUUUGUAAGGAAAUUAUGAUUUAUAAGAAAACAUUAAGGCUAAUAACAAUUAAGGAAUUUUUAACUAAAUAAAUCAAUCAAUUAAGAUGUAUAAUGCAUAAAUUUUUAAUUCGGAUAAAGUUUAUAAGAAAAAAAUUA